Messenger RNA from Cynoglossus semilaevis (tongue sole), 15615 nucleotides. RefSeq names its product HECT and RLD domain containing E3 ubiquitin protein ligase family member 1 (gene herc1). Lineage: Eukaryota; Metazoa; Chordata; Actinopteri; Pleuronectiformes; Cynoglossidae. The record is from RefSeq and is a predicted model, not a curated record. The transcript is spliced from 82 exons. Gene Ontology annotation, molecular function: ubiquitin-protein transferase activity; protein binding.
CAGCACUCUUGGGCUGUCAGGCUGAUCAGAUCGGCGUCAUCGACCGGGGUUGGGGCUCGCCCAGGGGCGAGACUGAGCAGACCACCGCCCGGACUCAUUUGCAGCGGAAGGCUGAUAGAGGCGGGUCGAGGCGUAGACUUCCUUGCACGUCUCGUGUCUCCGUUCACAAUAGCAUUAGCUGAGAGUGAAUACGGGGGUUAACCGUUCGUACUUAAGCAAUGCAGCGCAACCGACUUGCGGUUUACGAAGAAUAAGAAGAAAAAGAGGAAGAGGAUCAGGAGGCCUGUCGAUGGACUAAUGGCUCCAGAGUGACAUGCCAUGGCUUUAAUGAUCCCGCCAGUGAAACUCAAAUGGCUGGAACACCUGAACAGCUCAUGGAUCACCGAGGACAGCGAGUCGAUAGCGACACGGGAGGGAGUCACGGUGCUCUACUCCAAACUCCUGGCCAACAAGGAGGUGGUGCUGUUGCCCCAGCAGGUGCUGUGUCUGAAGGGCCCCCAGCUUCCUGACUUUGAGCGCGAGUCUCUCUCCAGCGAUGAGCAGGAACACUAUCUGGACGCUCUGCUCAACAGCCAGUUGGCGCUGGCCAAGAUGGUCUGCUCUGACUCGCCGUUUGCGGCAGCACUACGAAAACGCGUGCUGGUGCUCCAGCGCAUCUUCUAUGCACUCUCCAACAAGUACCACGAUAAAGGAAAGGUCAAGCAGCAGCCGCAUUCUCCAGAGAACAACUCGGGCGCGGCUGAUCUGCAUUCGGUUAGCGAGCGGCCGCGUUCCAGCACCGACGCCCUCAUCGAGAUGGGGGUUCGUACAGGCCUUAGCCUCCUCUUUGCCCUGCUGCGCCAGAGUUGGAUGAUGCCUCCCCAACCUUGCCCGGGUGGGGGACCUGUGGGCACCAUAAACUUGUGUAAUGAUGUCAUCCACACAGCCAUCGAUGUGGUUAGCUCCCUCCCACCCCUGUCACUGGCCAACGAGAGUAAGAUUCCGCCAAUGGGCCUUGAUUGUCUGGCCCAGGUCACCACCUUUCUUAAAGGGGUGACUAUGCCAAACUCUGGGGCAGAUAUUUUGGGUCGACGACUUGCUUCAGAGCUUUUGUUGGGCCUGGCUUCUCAGAGGGGAUCCUUGCGCUAUCUACUGGAGUGGAUAGAGAUGGCGUUGGCAGCAGCAGCUGUGGUCAGUAGCCUGGACCAGAACAAGGGGCUCCAGGAUCAGGAGGGCCUCAUUAGUUAUGAUUGUUUUGUUAACAUCCUGAUGCAGAUGAGACGCUCUCUGGGCUCGUCAGCAGAUCGGAGCCAGUGGAGAGAACCCACACGGACGCCCGACGGCCUCUGCUCACUCUAUGAGGCUGCACUCUGCCUGUUUGAAGAAGUCUGCAGAAUGGCUUCGGACUACUCUCGCACCUGUGUCAGCCCUGACAGCAUCCAGACUGGCGAGGCCCCUGUGGUGUCGGAGACCUGUGAGGUGUACGUGUGGGGCAGUAACAGUAGCCAUCAGCUCGUGGAGGGGACACAGGAGAAGAUCCUUCAGCCCAAGCUUGCUGCCAGUUUUGCAGAUGCUCAGACAAUUGAGGCAGGCCAGUACUGCACCUUCGUCAUCUCCUCUGACGGCUCCGUUCGGGCCUGCGGUAAAGGCAGCUACGGCCGCCUGGGCCUCGGGGACUCCAACAACCAGUCAACACUUAAGAAGCUGACCUUUGAACCCCACCGUGCCAUCAAGAAGGUGUCAUCCUCUAAGGGCUCAGAUGGUCACACUUUAGCUUUCACAACAGAGGGUGAGGUGUUCAGCUGGGGUGACGGUGAUUAUGGAAAACUGGGUCACGGGAACAGCUCCACACAAAAGUACCCUAAGCUCAUCCAGGGGCCCCUGCAGGGGAAGGUGGUCGUCUGUGUGUCUGCAGGCUACAGACACAGUGCAGCAGUCAGUGAGGAUGGAGAGCUCUACACAUGGGGUGAAGGAGACUUCGGAAGAUUAGGUCACGGCGACAGCAACAGCAGAAACAUUCCUACAGUAGUUAAGGACAUUAGCAACGUGGGGGAGGUUUCCUGUGGCAGCUCCCACACCAUCGCACUGUCGAAGGACGGACGCACCGUGUGGUCGUUUGGAGGCGGAGACAAUGGAAAACUGGGUCACGGUGACACCAACAGGGUCUACAAGCCAAAGGUGGUGGAGGCCCUUCAGGGGAUGUUCAUCAGAAAAGUGUGUGCAGGAAGCCAGUCAUCACUGGCACUGACCUCCACUGGACAGGUGUAUGCCUGGGGCUGCGGGGCCUGCCUCGGCUGCGGCUCCUCUGAGGCCACAGCACUCCGUCCUAAACUGAUAGAGGAGCUGGCCACCACCAGAGUGGUGGACAUCUCUAUCGGGGACAGCCACUGCCUGGCCCUCUCUCACGACAAUGAAGUAUACGCAUGGGGCAACAACUCCAUGGGCCAGUGUGGUCAGGGCAACUCAACGGGGCCAAUCACCAAGCCCAAGAAGGUGGUGGGUCUGGACGGAGUGGCUGUGCAGCAGAUCUCAGCUGGAACGUCUCACAGUCUGGCCUGGACGGCACUGCCCAGAGACAGACAGGUGGUGGCGUGGCACAGACCCUACUGUGUCGACCUUGAAGAAAGCACUUUCUCUCACCUGCGCUCCUUCUUGGAACGCUACUGUGACGGCAUCAACAGUGAAGUUCCUCCUCUUCCCUUCCCCUCCUCCAGGGAACAUCAUAGCUUUCUUAAAUUGUGCCUUCGGCUCUUGUCCAAUCAUUUGGCUCUGGCUCUGGCUGGAGGCGUGGCCACCAGUAUUUUGGGUCGACAGGCGAGGCCGUUGAGGAACCUGCUCUUCAGACUGAUGGACUCGUCUGUUCCAGAUGAAAUCCAAGAGGCGGAGCGUGAGACACUCUCUGUGGGAGCCACCAUGCUGCUGCCUCCUCUGAGGGAGAGGAUGGAGCUCCUUCACUCCCUGCUGCCUCAGGGUCCUGACAGAUGGGAGAGUCUGUCUAAAGGCCAGAGAAUGCAGCUGGACAUCAUUCUGACCAGUCUCCAGGACCACACCCACGUGGCCUCACUGCUGGGCUACAGCUCUCCUGCUGAUGGCCCUGAGGUGCUGUCCUCUGGCCUGGGAUUCUCAGCUUCCCCAGACCUGGCCUUCAGUGCCACAGCAGGACAUCCGGACACACACCUGGCUGAGAUCCUGAUGAAGACGCUGCUCAGGAACCUGGGCUUUUACACUGAUCAGGCGUUUGGGGAGCUGGAGAAGAACAGCGACAAACUGCAGCCUGGCACGUCGUCCUCUGACAGCAGCCAGCCGGCCCACCUUCACCAGCUGCUCUGCUCUCUGCAGAAGCAGCUGUUAGCCUACUGCCACAUCAACGCAGUCACUGAGAACUCCAGCAGUGUGGCUUUGCUCCACAAACACCUUCAGCUGCUGCUUCCUCACGCCACAGACAUCUUCUCCCGCUCUGCCACACUGAUUAAGGAGAGCUCCUGUAACGGCAGCAUACAAGAAAAACUAAGAGAUGUGAUAUUUGUGUCGGCAGCGGGGAGCAUGCUGUGUCAGAUCAUCAACUCUUUGCUGCUGCUUCCUGUGUCUGUUGCGAGGCCUCUGUUGAACCACCUGUUGGACCUCCUUCCUCCUCUCGACCGGCUGAACAGACUCCUUCCUGCUGCCUAUCCUCUGGAGGACCAGGAGCUGCAGUGGCCUCUUCACGGUACAUCUGACUUUGCUGAGCCUGGAAUGUCCCUGCCUCAGCCUGCUCUGUCCUGGGUGUGGCUGGUGGACCUGGAGAGGACGAUUGCUCUGCUGAUUGGACGAUGUCUCGGUGGGAUGCUUCAGGGAGCCUGCACCUCUCUGGAGGAACAGGACACUGCCUACUGGCUCAAAACACCGCUUUUUAACAACGGCCUUGAAACAGAGAUUCCUCAGAUGGAUUCAUCCAUCAGCUCCCUGUUGGAGGCGGCUCUUUGUGGAAAUGAGGAGCAGAAGCCGUUUGACUGCACCCUGGGUCCGGACCUGAGCAUGCUGGUGGACCUGGCUCUGGGUUCCUGUAAAGAACCUGCCAACAGCCUGUGGAUCAACAUGCAGGACUACGCUGUCAGCAAAGACUGGGACAAUGCCUCUAUCAGCAACGAGUCUCUGUUGGACACCGUGUCCAGGUUUGUGCUGGCAGCUUUACUGAAGCACAGCGGUCUGCUGAGCCAGGCCUGUGGAGAGGGCAGAUACCAACCAUCCAAGACUCUGGCUGAGGUUUAUCGUAGUGUUUACAAAGUACGGAACCGUCUGCUGGCCUGUAAGAACAUGGACUUCAUCCAAACUAGAUCGUCUUCCCGUGAGAGGAGGAACUCAGACAAUCAGGAUUCUCUGGACCUGGACCCUCAGGAACAUUCCUUCACACGUACCAUCGAUGAGGAGGCAGAGCUCGAAGAGAGAACCGGCCGGGAGCGAGAAGAGGGCCACCAGGAACAAGAUGAAGAGGAGGAGCAACAUGAAGUGAUGACAGCAGGAAAAAUCUUUCAAUGUUUCCUCUCAGCGCGGGACGUGGCUCGCAGCCGAGACAGGGAGCGGGCGAGCAGCUGCACCGGCCUGGGCUCAACCUCAGGUUCCAGGAGUGGAGGAGGAGGAGCAGGAGGAGUAGGAAGUGGUGCAGAAGAGGACACUAUUCUGUCCCAGGAGAGGAGGCUGGGCGACGCCGCUCUCCCAGAGGGACAGGACCUGUACACGGCAGCCUGUAAUUCGGUGAUCCACAGGUGCGCUCUGCUGCUGCUCGGUGUAAGUCCAGUGCUCUGUGAACUGAGCAAACAGAACCAGGAGGAGGGUCCGACCAAAUCCACCUCAGGGACGAACGAGUGUCUGAGCUUCAUGACCAGGAGUGAGAGUCUGAGCGCGGAGAGCCGCUCGGUGCAGAACAGUCCGAGUUACAGGCUGAUCAAGUCCAGGAGUGAGUCUGACCUGUCGCAGCCAGAGUCGGAUGAGGAGAGUUACACCCUGUUAAUCUGCACCGGCCUGGGCUCAACCUCAGGUUCCAGGAGUGGAGGAGGAGGAGCAGGAGGAGUAGGAAGUGGUGCAGAAGAGGACACUAUUCUGUCCCAGGAGAGGAGGCUGGGCGACGCCGCUCUCCCAGAGGGACAGGACCUGUACACGGCAGCCUGUAAUUCGGUGAUCCACAGGUGCGCUCUGCUGCUGCUCGGUGUAAGUCCAGUGCUCUGUGAACUGAGCAAACAGAACCAGGAGGAGGGUCCGACCAAAUCCACCUCAGGGACGAACGAGUGUCUGAGCUUCAUGACCAGGAGUGAGAGUCUGAGCGCGGAGAGCCGCUCGGUGCAGAACAGUCCGAGUUACAGGCUGAUCAAGUCCAGGAGUGAGUCUGACCUGUCGCAGCCAGAGUCGGAUGAGGAGAGUUACACCCUGAGUGGAAGAAGAAAUGUUGAACUGGACUUGACAUUCUCCCAGAAAAAAAGAGGUUUUCUCCACAGCUCUCCAGACUCUCUGGCUGAUACCUGGUUCAGAGCCAAACUGAGCCGCCAGCGCAGCUACGGCUCUGCCAACUCCUACGAGGAGUCGGACCUAGACCUGAGCCACUCCCUGGGUGUACACGCUCUCAUCGACAACAUGGUCAGUUACACCAUCGGUGAUGUGGGCCCGGCGCCGGCUUUCAAGGAGCUGGAGGAGGGGAUGUCCACCAGCCCUCAGGCCAUCACUCUGGCUAUGGAACAGCAGCAGAGCAGAGCUGAGUUGCGGCUGGAGGCGCUCCACCAGAUUGUGGUUCUGAUCUCUGGUAUGGAGGAGAAGGGGAGUCAUCCCGACUUCCACUCCUCCUCCCUGCUCACCUCAGUGAGACUCCAGUUCCUGGCCGGGUGUUUUGGUCUCGGCACCGUUGGCACCGGAGGACUGAAGAGAGAGUGUGUCCAGCUGCACCACUACCAGGAUGGAGUCAAAGCAGCGAAGAGAAGUCUACAACUAGAAAUCCAAACAGCCGUCCACAAGAUCUACCAGCAGUUGUCUUUCACCCUCGAGAGGGCGCUGCAGACCAACAAACAUCAUAUUGAAGCGCAGCAGCGCCUCCUACUGGUGACGGUGUUUGCCCUGAGUGUUCGGUACCAGCCGGUGGACGUCUCCCUGGCCAUUUCUAGCGGGCUCCUCAACGUGCUGUCUGAGCUCUGCGGCACUGAGACCAUGCUGGGUCAGCCUCUCCAGCUGCUCCAAAAACCUGGCGUGUCUCAGCUCAGCAUCGCCCUGAAGAUGGCGUCCACCCGCCUGCUGCAAAUACUGGCCAUCAGCACAGGAACAUAUGCGGAGAAGUUGAGUCCGAAGGUGGUGCAGUCUCUGCUGGACCUGCUCUGCAGUCAGCUGAAGAACCUGCUGUCUCAGGCAGGAGUCAGCAUUCUGUCCUCGGGGAAAGACAAAGAGGACAGCAAACACGAAGAUGGUGCUGAUGCUGAGAAGAAGGACCUGAGAGGUCUUCUCUGUAAGCAGCACACAGCAGAGCUUCAUCUGGGAGACUUCCUGGUCUUCCUCAGAAGAGUGGUGUCCUCCAAAGCCAUCCAGUCCAAGAUGGCUUCCCCGAAAUGGACUGAAGUGCUGCUCAACAUCGCUGCUCAAAAAUGUUGCUCAGGAGUUCCUUUGGUUGGGAACUUGAGGACUCGGUUGUUGGCUCUUCAUGUGCUGGAGGCUGUGCUGCCGGCCUGUGAGGCCAGUAUGGAGGAAGACCAGAUGACCACGGUGGUGGAGCGUCUGUUCUCCCUGCUCUCUGACUGCAUGUGGGAGGCUCCUGUGGCUCAGGCGAAGCACCUGAUCCAGAUUAAAGAAAAAGUCCAAGAACUCAAAGUACAGGGUGAGGUGGCGGAGGAGGAGGAUGAGAAUCUUCCUAUUCAGGAAGUGUCCUUCGACCCAGAGAAGGCUCAGUGCUGUGUGGUGGAGAACGGCCAGGGCCUGACUCAUGGCAGCGGCGGGAAAGGCUACGGCCUGGCCUCCACUGGAAUCUCAUCUGGAUGUUACCAGUGGAAGUUUUACAUUGUGAAAGAAAAUCGCGGCAACGAGGGCACGUGUGUGGGCGUGUCUCGUUGGCCCGUGCAUGACUUCAACCACCGCACCACCUCAGACAUGUGGUUGUACCGGGCCUACAGCGGAAACCUCUAUCACAACGGUGAGCAAACGCUGACUCUGAGCAGCUUCACUCAGGGAGACUUCAUCUCCUGCGUCCUGGACAUGGAGGCCAGAACCAUCAGUUUUGGAAAGAACGGAGAGGAGCCCAAGUUAGCCUUUGAAGACGUGGACGCCACAGAACUUUAUCCCUGUGUGAUGUUCUACAGCAGUAACCCAGGAGAAAAGGUGAAGAUCUGUGACAUGCAGAUGAGGGGAACCCCUCGAGACCUUUUACCCGGUGACCCGGUCUGCAGCCCGAUGGCCACAGUCCUGGCUGAGGCCACCACUCAGCUGAUCCGCAUUUUACAUCGCACCGACCACUGGACCCACCGCAUCAACAAAACCAUCAUUGAACGACUUCACAAAAUCAAGCUGUGCUUCAGAGACGCAGCCAGUAUGUCAGGCGGGGUCGGGGGUCAGAGGCUGAAGAAGAGCCGCUCCGUCCAGAGCCGCGAGGAGCACGACGCCCAAAGAGAAAGUCAAGAAUCAACUGCAAAAACGGACGAGGAUAGGGGGCGCCAAGGUCGGCACCACGGUCUCGGGGAGUUGUCGGAGCAGAACCUGAAAACGCUGUGCACAGAGGUGUGGCCAGUGCUGGCAGUGAUCGGCGGCGCGGACACUGGCCUCCGGGUCGGUGGACGAUGUGUUCACAAACAAACUGGCCGCCAUGCCACUCUGCUGGGUGUGGUGAAGGAGGGCAGCACCUCGGCUAAGGUUCAGUGGGAUGAAGCUGAAAUCACCCUCAGCUUCCCAACUUUUUGGUCACCUAGCGACACGCCACUGUACAACCUGGAGCCGUGCGAGCCGUUGCCGUUCGACGUCUCUCGUUUCUGUGGCCUGACCGCGUCCCUGCUGCUGGACAUCACCUACCUCACCAGCAUCCACGAGGACACGGCCGCCAGGCUCAGCACGCGACGUCACGACAGGAAGCACCGCACUACCUCGUCAACCACGCAUGAGCCGACGGCCAAUGAGGACAAAGUAGACAACGAGAGGCACAACUGUAAUGAACAAAAGGACGGCGUGGGGGGCGCUCCGAGCACCACGACCUCUGAACUGCGUGUGUCUCAUAGUCUGGACGAGGUGAGGGCGCACGCGGCCCCUAACUCCAAGUCGGAGAACGAGAUCUCCUCGGUGGUCUGUGGGAACGACACAGUCUGCCCCACUACAGCUCCUGCUGGGGCAAACAGAAAGAAAGGUCAUGAACAUUGCCCCCGGGGUCAUGACCCCACUCCUUGCAUUGCCACGCAGUCAGAGAUUCAUGCGGUGCAGUUGUCCUACCUCUACCUGGGAGCCAUGAAGACCCUGAGCGCCCUGCUGAGCUGCAGCAAAUAUGCUGAGCUGCUGCUCAUCCCAAAGGUGUUACCUGACGCAGCCCCCAGUGGUCACAAUGCCGAUCUAAAUGUGGGCACCACGGGGACCGCAGCUGCCGCCUCACCCUUCUGUCAGGAGGAGGCGGAGAUGAGGGCGGCUCUGCAGUUUCUCAUGCGUCACAUGGUGAAGCGAGCGGUGAUGCGAUCGCCUAUCAAACGCGCCCUGGGCCUCGCCGACCUGGAGAGAGCUCAGGCGGUGAUCUACAAGUUGGUGGUGAACGGGCUGCUGGAAGAACCGUGUGGAGGAAAGGUCAAGACGGGAAUACGAAAUGAGCCAGAGGUUGAGGGCGAAGGUCCAGAGUGUGAGGAGUUGGCCCAAACACCGGUCACCACCAGCCCCUCUGCCUCCAGCACCACCUCCUUCAUGAGCUCCUCCCUUGAAGACACUACCACGGCCACCACACCGGUCACUGACACAGAGACUGUUCCAGCCUCCGAGUCUCCGGGGGUCAUGCCACUCAGCCUCCUCAGACAAAUGUUCUCCAGCUACCCCACCACCACCCUGGUUCCCACCCGUCGAGCUCAGACUCCCCCGGUGUCGUCGCUGCCGACGUCUCCCUCCGAUGAAGUGGGUCGCAGGCAGAGCCUCACAUCCCCUGACUCGCAGCCCUCCAGGCCUCAGAACAGAACGGGUACCUCUCUGUCAGAUCCUACCAGCAGACUGUCGACCUCUCCUCCUCCUCCUGCCAUUGCUGUGCCUCUGCUGGAGAUGGGCUUCUCCCUGCGGCAGAUCACCAAAGCUCUGGAGGCCACAGGUGCCAGAGGAGAGGCCGACGCUCAGAACAUCACGGUGCUGGCCAUGUGGAUGAUUGAAAAUCCAGAUACAGAGGAUGAACACGAGGAGCCUCACCCUAGAGGUGGGAGCAGUGGCUGCAACGAAGGCUCUGAAUCCUCUUGUCCUGGGGCGAUGGCUGGGGGCAAAUCCAUGGACAGGAGUUCCUACAUGUGCUCCCCGGCGGACAUCGCCAGUGCAGACGCUUCAGAAGUUGAGGAGGGUUUUAGUGACAGUCCUGAAGGCUUGGAACAGGAAAAUGCGUCAUCUUCCAGUGGUGGCGCUCUAAGAGGACGUUCAGCUGUUGGUAGGAAACAUCGAUUUGACUUGGCUGCUCGAACGCUUUUAGCCCGUGCUGCCGGGCUGUACCGCUCAGUGCAGGCUCACCACACUCAGUCACGACGAGACCUGUCAUCGCAGCAGCAGCAGCAACCGCAGCAGCAGCAGCAACAACAGCAGCAGCAGCAACAGCAACAGCAGGACCCAAGUGCCAUGUAUGACUUCAACCUUGAUGAGGAACUCGAGAUGGACUUGGAUGAGGCGACCAUGGAGGCCAUUUUUGGACAGGACCUCGCAAGUGACAACGACAUUCUGGGAAUGUGGAUCCCGGAGGUACUGGACUGGCCAACAUGGCACGUGUGUGAGACUGACGACCGAGAUGAGGUCGUCGUGUGCGAGUUGUGCGAGGCCAACGUGGCCAACUUUAAUCAACACAUGAAGAAGAGUCAUCCAGGCUGCGGACGCAGCGCCAACCGCCAAGGGUACCGCAGCAAUGGCUCAUACGUGGACGGCUGGUUUGGAGGAGAGUGUGGCAGUGGGAAUCCUUACUACCUGCUGUGUGGGAGCUGCAGGGAGAAGUACCUGGCCAUCAAGAGCAAGGCUAAGGUCCCUGUGGUGGACAGGUACAAAGGACAAGCUCCGGAUCUCCUGGGUAAACAGGACAGUGUCUAUGAAGAGGACUGGGACAUGCUGGAUGUUGAUGAAGAUGAUAAACUGACGGGAGAGGAAGAGUUUGAACUCUUGACCGGACCCCUGGGUCUGACUGAAAAAAGGAUCGUCCCAGAGGCCGUCCAGUUCCCUGACAGUGACCCACUGGGAGCUUCUGUCGCCAUGGUGACGGCGGCCAACAGCAUGGAGGAGACGCUCCUUCAGAUCGGCUGUCAGACGGUCGUGGAUAAGACUUCAUCAGGCAGGGUGACACUGGGUGAACAGGCCACCGCCUUACAGAACCCACAUGACCGUGUGAUGGCGCUGAGGAGGGUGACGGCCGCAGCUCAGGUGCUGCUGGCCAGGACCAUGGUCAUGAGAGCGCUGUCGCUGCUGUCUGUCAGUGGAUCAAGCUGCAGUCUGGCAGCAGGUCUGGAGUCUCUGGGUCUGACCGACAUCAAGACCCUGGUCAGACUAAUGUGCCUGGCGGCUGCGGGCCGGGCUGGUCUCUCCACCAGUCCGUUGUCGACUUCCGGCCAUUCUGAAAGACCCCGCGGGGCCACCAAGGCCAGCAAACCCAUCUCGUGCCUGGCGUACCUCAGCACGGCCGUGGGCUGCCUGGCGUCCAACAGUCCUAAUGCGGCCAAGCUGCUGGUCCAACUCUGCACCCAGAACUUGAUCUCUGCAGCCACCGGCAUGAACCUGACCACGGUGGACGACCCCAUCCAGAGGAAGUUCCUGCCCAGUUUUCUACGCGGCGUCGCUGAGGAGAACAAGCUCAUUACCUCCCCGAACUUCGUGGUGACACAGGCGCUGGUGGCUCUGCUGGCAGAUAAAGGAGCGAGACUCAGGCCGGUGUACGACAAGGCUGAGACAGAGAAAAGAGGUUUAAUUGCGCAUUUGUAUGCCAAUCCUUCCCAUAAUCCUUCCGCUGUAGGCCCCCUGGAGCUGGCCAACGCGCUGGCGGCCUGCUGUCUGUCGACCAGGCUCUCUUCACAGCACCGCCAAUGGGCGGCCCAGCAGCUGGUCCGCACGUUGGCCGCACACGACCGCGACAACAACCAGAGCUGCCCGCAGACCUUCGCUGACAUGGCCGGAGACCUGCGGAAAUGCUCCUUCAUCAAACUGGAGGCUCAUCAGAGCAGGGUCAUGAUGUGCGGCUGGUGCAGUAAGAAAGGCCUGUUGGCCACCAGUGGGAACGACGGAACAGUCAGAGUUUGGAACGUGACGAAGAACCAGUACACACUGCAGCAGACCUGCAUCUUCAACAAGGAUGAUGGAUCCUCAGAAGAAGGCGUGUCUGGACUGGGGUCACCUGGAGACUUAUGUCUGUCCCCGUUGGCUUGGAGUGUCACUGGGAAAUAUUUUGCCGCUGCCAUGGACAAAAUGGUCAACAUCUGGCAAGUUAACGGUGGUAAAGGUCUCCUGGAUGUGCAGCCCCACUGGGUGUCUGCUCUUGCGUGGCCCAGAGAGGAGGCGGAGUCUCUGUGGUGUGGGGAGCCCAAGGACAUGCUGCUGGUGGGACGGAUGGACGGAUCUUUGGGCCUGAUCGAGGUGCUGGACUCCGCCACCAUGCAUCGCACAGAGCUGGAGCACUGCUACAGGAAGGACGUGGCAGUGAUGCACGUGGCCUGGUACAGCGAGGACAAGCCGUUUGCUGUGGGCUACGCCGAUGGGAAGCUGCUGAUGGGCUCCAAGGAACCCUUAGAAAAGGACGCCGUUGUUGUCAUCGACGCUCAUAAGGAGUCCAUCAGCUGUAUGAAGUGGAGUCCCACCGGUCAGAUCCUGCUCACCUGUGCCAAAGAGGAGACGGUGAAGCUCUGGGCGUGUCAGGACCCGGCCUCUGGCUGGCGCUGCCUCCAGAGUCUCCGACAUCCUUCUAAUGUUAACAGUGUUGCCUGGUGCAAUCUGCUCGGGCGGGGGUCCAAGCCCCUCAACAUGUUUGCCAUAUGCUGCCAGAACGGUCUGAUCUCAGUCUGGAGCGUUCCUCAGGACGCCUCUAAUUUCCCAGAAUCCUCUUCAUUUGAGUCAGAAGGAUGGUGGGAGAACGAGGAGAAACCCAAGUUCAUGUCCCCAAAGUGGUCAAAGGAUGGCGUCACAUGUGUGUUUCAACUGAAGGGUCACAUCACUCCAGUCAAAACUCUGGCCUUCAGCCCUGAUGGUCUCGCUCUGGCGUCUGGAGGAGUGGGAGGUCUCAUGAACAUCUGGUCCUUGAGGGACGGCUCCGUGCUCCAGACGGUCGUUGCCGGAUCAGGAGCGAUUCAGAACAUAGUGUGGAUUCCUGAUGUGGGUGUGGCCGUUUGUUCCAACAGGUCAAAGGACGUGCUGGUCGUGAACUGCUCCAAAGAGUUCAUGACGUCAAACCACGUUCUGGCCACGUGUCGCACGGCUCUGAAGAAACAGGGUGUGAUUGGACUGAACGUGGCGCCCUGUAUGAGAGCCUUCCUGGAGAGACUUCCUGUCAUGCUGCAGGAGCAGUACGCCUACGAGAAGCCUCACGUCGUCUGUGGGGAGCAGCUCAUCCACAGCCCCUACAUGCAGUGUUUGGCCUCCCUGGCUGUGGGUCUCCACCUGGACCACCUUCUGUGCUGCCCCGCUGCACCACCGCAUCUCCGACACUGCCCGCCUGAGUCCGGCAUAGCGGUGUGGCGCACCACAGAGUGGGCCUGGUUAGACUGCUUCUCCACCACGGUCAAGGUGGCGGAGGCUCUGGCUCGAGGCGCCACGUUCCCCGAGUCCUUCUCCGUUCCCGACCUGGAGCCUGUCCCUAAAGAUGAAAUGAAUUUUCUCAUGGACAACAGCAAAUGGUCGCCUGGUAUGGAUGAACAGAUCAUGUCCUGGGCCACAUCCAGACCAGAGGACUGGCAUCUGGGAGGGAAGUGUGACGUGUAUCUGUGGGGGGCCGGUCGACACGGUCAGUUGGCGGAGGCCGGCAGGAACAUCCUGGUUCCCUCCACGGCUCCGUCGUUCUCUCAGGCCCAACAGGUGGUCUGUGGUCAGAACUGCACCUUUGUGAUUCAGCCCAACGGGACGGUGUUGGCCUGUGGUGAAGGCAGCUACGGCCGUCUGGGACAAGGAAACUCGGACGAUCUGCACGUGCUCACUGUCAUUUCAGCUCUGCAGGGCUUCGUCGUGACGCAGCUGGUGACGUCAUGUGGCAGUGACGGCCACUCCAUGGCGCUGACGGAGAGCGGCGAGGUGUUCAGCUGGGGCGAUGGCGACUACGGUAAACUGGGCCAUGGAAACAGCGACCGCCAACGUCGACCGAGGCAGAUCGAAGCCCUGCAGGGGGAGGAGGUGGUCCAGAUGUCAUGUGGGUUUAAACACUCCGCCGUGGUCACUGCUGACGGGAAACUCUUCACCUUUGGUAACGGAGAUUACGGUCGGCUGGGACUGGGAAACACCUCCAACAAAAAGCUGCCAGAGAAGGUCAUGGCCCUGGAGGGCUACAGAGUAGGACAGGUGGCGUGUGGCCUGAAUCACACUCUGGUUGUCUCUGCUGAUGGAAUGAUGGUUUGGGCAUUUGGUGAUGGAGACUAUGGGAAACUGGGACUGGGUAACUCCACAGCCAAGUCGUCCCCUCAGAAAAUCGACGUUCUCUGUGGCCUCGGUAUCAAGAAAGUGGCGUGUGGAACACAGUUCUCUGUGGCCUUGACCAAAGACGGCAAAGUUUACACUUUUGGACAAGACCGCCUCAUUGGUCUCCCCGAGGGCCGAGCCAGGAACCACAACCGACCCCAGCAGGUGUCGGCUCUGUCGGGCGUCCACAUCCAGGACAUCGCUGUGGGGGCGGAGCACACUCUGGUGAUGUCAUCCACAGGAGACGUUUACACCUGGGGCAGCAACUCAGAGGGACAGCUGGGCCUGGGUCACACCAACCACGUCAGAGAACCCACACUGGUGACGGCGCUGCAGGGAAAGAACAUCAACCAGAUUUCUGCAGGACGCUGCCACAGUGCAGCAUGGACGGCUCCCUCUGUGCCACCGCGUGCACCAGGCUCGUCAGUUCCUCUGCAGCUCGGCCUCCCUGUGGCCGUGCCUCCUCAGUACAACGGGCUGAAAGAGGUGAGCAUGGAGGCGCUGAGAGCUCGCCUUCGCCUCCUCUACCACUUCUCCGAUCUCAUGUACUCGUCGUGGAGAGGAUGCUGACCCUCAGCCAUAACAACCAGCUGCACCUCCCACUACAACCCUGGGACCUGGGGGAUUGUCCAGGGUCAACUGAGGCCACUGUUGGCCCCCAGGGUCUACACCCUGCCAAUGGUGCGCUCCAUUGGUAAAACCAUGGUGCAAGGAAAAAAUUACGGCCCCCAGAUCACUGUCAAAAGAAUUGCCACCAGGGGCAGGAAGUGUAAGCCCAUCUUUGUGCAGAUCGCUCGGCAGGUCGUGAAGCUGAACGCCUCCGACCUCAGACUGCCGUCCAGGGCUUGGAAGGUGAAGCUGGUGGGCGAGGGGGCCGACGACGCGGGAGGCGUCUUUGAUGACACGAUCACAGAGAUGUGUCAGGAGCUGGAGACAGGGGUGGUGGACCUCCUCAUCCCCUCCCCCAACGCUACUGCUGAGGUCGGCUACAACAGAGACAGGCUCCUUCUGAACCCGUCUGCCUGCCAUGAUGAACACAUGCUCCAGUUUAAGUUCCUGGGCAUCCUGAUGGGUGUGGCCAUCCGCACCAAGAAACCUCUGGACCUCCACCUGGCCCCUCUGGUCUGGAAGCAGCUGUGCUGCAUCCCUCUGUUCCUGGAGGACCUGGAGGAGGUGGACCUCCUCUACGUGCAGACCCUGAAGAGCAUUCUUCACGUCGACAACAGUGGAAUCACUGAGGAGAACUUCCAUGAGAUGAUUCCUCUGGACUCCUUUGUGGGUCAAAGUGCAGAUGGGAAGAUGGUACCCAUCAUCCCAGGAGGAAACAGCAUUCCUCUCACUUUUUCCAACAGGAAGGAGUACGUGGAACGAGCCAUCGAGUACAGGCUGCACGAAAUUGAUCGACAGGUGGCGGCGGUUCGCGAGGGCAUGUCGUGGAUCGUGCCGGUUCCGCUGCUGUCCCUGCUGACGGCUAAACAGCUGGAGCAGAUGGUGUGUGGGAUGCCGGAGAUCUGCUGCGACGUGCUGAAGAAGGUGGUGCGCUACCGGGAGGUGGACGAGCAGCACUCGCUGGUGCAGUGGUUCUGGCAGACUCUGGAGGAGUUCUCCAACGAGGAGCGAGUCCUCUUCAUGCGCUUCGUCUCCGGUCGCUCCAGGCUGCCGGCCAACACGGCCGACAUCUCUCAGAGGUUCCAGAUCAUGAAAGUGGACCGCCCGUACGACAGCCUGCCCACGCCUCAAACCCGCUUCUUCCAGCUCCGCCUGCCUCCGCCCACUGAUGCAGGGGGGGUUAGGAGGGGAGGAGAGCCCCCCCUCUGCACAGAAACAAACAAGACUCCCAGGAAAUGA